AUGGUCAAGCGACGCAGAGUAGGAGUCCAGCCUGCACGAGGUCCGAAGCGUGGAACCGGAAGCCGGGUUAAAAUCAUCUGUGCCUUCACAGGAUGUACACGGACGAAUGUUUGCUGCAAGAACAAAGGCAUCACAGCGAGUUAUGCAGCAGUGGACUCGUCUAAGACACGGAAGCUGCAUGCCACAGCGCAGCUGGUGCGGUUCUGCUGCCCGGAACAUCGUCAAAAAUGCUUACUCAAGGACAAACAACGACGGGGAGGUCGCGAGGCGCUAGAUGCGCAGCAGAUCGUCCACCUGUUCAGAAUCUUGGCCUGGCAACGCCCAUGGGCUGCUGUGCUUUUUUUGUUAAGCAUCAUGUGUGGGGAGAGAGCAGAAGCUACAUCGGUUGCCUGUGCCUCCUGGCUACGAAUCACGGAAAGUGAUCAAAGACCCAGCCUGCAAGUGCCCCGCGUCAACAAGAAGACGACGGCUCAUGAAGUUCCACUUCACCUGGACUUUGCUGCGCUGCUCCGGAGGUGGAUACUCGAGGAGCCAUUACAAGGGGCCGACAACCAACAGUGGCCAUUCCGUGGCCAGACAAUCAAUCUAUCAACCAAGCGGAGACGAGUCAGCUCAGACGUGUCAGCCUUCGAGUGGCAGUACCUGUUUCCUGGCAAGAUGGUUGGCGGUAAUUCUCGUCGUAACUUCGCGAAAGCAGUUACAACUCGGGCUUAUCACUACGUUCUGGUGGACGCGCAGCAGGCAAUAGCAAGAGAACUUGCCUGCGCUCGCAGACAAGGACAGCUCCAUCCGUUCCAGGACGUGAACCUGCAGCGUGUGACGUCGCACAGCGGUAAGAAAUCAUGUGCCACUCUCCUCAGCGAGUGUGCUACGGCCACAGUGAUUGGGCAAAUCACGGCAACAUCGCCGAGAAUCAUAGAAAAGGUUUAUGUGUGUCCUCGUCGAGAUCUACAACGAGAAGCUGUGCAGAAGGCAUUCUCACCGGUGGUUGCAGGUGUGGCUUCCCAGAAUCCCACGCCUGCGGCCGCAGAAGGUCCCUCCACGGAGGGGCUGGUUUGCUGCACCGCCUGCGGAAAGUUUCAAAAAUUUCUGGAUUGGAAGUUUUGCCCCUGUGGCACGAAGUACGUUACGGAUUUCUAG
Messenger RNA from Symbiodinium sp. CCMP2592, 1140 nucleotides. The record is from the annotation of a GenBank genome assembly. NCBI's taxonomy places the organism in Eukaryota, Dinophyceae, Suessiales, Symbiodiniaceae.